Messenger RNA from Sorex fumeus (smoky shrew), 3372 nucleotides. It is a transcript of the gene ZDHHC8, whose product is annotated as zinc finger DHHC-type palmitoyltransferase 8. Lineage: Eukaryota; Metazoa; Chordata; Mammalia; Eulipotyphla; Soricidae. Gene Ontology annotation, biological process: protein palmitoylation. The record is from RefSeq and is a predicted model, not a curated record. The transcript is spliced from 11 exons. Gene Ontology annotation, molecular function: palmitoyltransferase activity. Bases 191 to 2464 code for a protein of 757 amino acids.
ACCUUAAGGGGCGCGCUGACAUCAGCGCGCCGCCGCUGCCCGUGGGGUGGGAUUUCCUCCGCCGCCGCCGCCGCCGCCACCGCCGCCGCCGCCGCCGCGGGUCCUGCGCCGCGAUCAGCCUGCCCGGCCCGACCCCGGCCGGCCCCGCCCGCCCGGCCCCGGGGAGGGAUGCGGCGGCGCGGUGCCCAGGAUGCCCCGCAGCCCCGGGACGCGCCUCAAACCCGCCAAGUACAUCCCGGUGGCCACGGCCGCCGCGCUGCUGGUCGGCUCCAGCACCCUGUUCUUCGUGUUCACGUGUCCAUGGUUGACCCGAGCGGUGUCCCCAGUCAUUCCAGUCUACAAUGGCAUCAUCUUCCUCUUUGUCCUGGCCAACUUCAGCAUGGCCACCUUCAUGGACCCUGGCGUCUUCCCCCGAGCGGAUGAGGAUGAGGACAAGGAGGAUGACUUCCGGGCCCCGCUGUACAAGAACGUGGAUGUGCGGGGCAUCCAGGUCCGCAUGAAGUGGUGUGCCACCUGCCACUUCUACCGCCCACCACGCUGCUCCCACUGCAGCGUCUGCGACAACUGCGUGGAGGACUUCGACCACCACUGCCCCUGGGUCAACAACUGCAUCGGGCGCCGCAACUACCGCUAUUUCUUCCUGUUUCUGCUGUCGCUCAGCGCGCACAUGGUGGGUGUGGUGGCCUUCGGCCUGGUCUACGUGCUGAACCACUCAGAGGGGCUGGGUGCCGCGCACACCACCAUCACUAUGGCUGUCAUGUGUGUGGCCGGUCUCUUCUUCAUCCCCGUCAUCGGCCUCACCGGCUUCCACGUGGUGCUGGUCACUCGGGGGCGCACCACCAACGAGCAGGUGACAGGGAAGUUCCGAGGGGGCGUGAACCCCUUCACGCGUGGCUGCUAUGGGAACGUCGAACAUGUGCUGUGCAGCCCCCUGGCACCCCGGUAUGUGGUGGAGGCCCCCCGGCUGCCCCUCGCGGCUCGCCUGAAGCCACCCUUCUUCCGGCCAGAGCUGCUGGAGCGAGCCGCGCCACUUAAGGUCAAGCUUAGUGACAAUGGGCUGAAGGCCAGUCUGGGCCGAAGCAAGUCUAAGGGCAGCCUGGACCGGCUGGAUGAGAAACCCCUGGACCUGGGGCCACCCCUGCCCCCCAAGGUGGAGGCCAGCACAUUCAUCGGCGACGGGCAGACCGCACGCCCUGGCAGUGCUGAGAGCGCCCUGUCGGCACAGAGGACCAACCCCCCUACGCCGGCUAUGUACAAGUUCCGGCCCGCCUUCCCGACGGGUCCCAAGGCGCCCUUCUGCGGGCCAGGGGAGCAGGUGACCGACUCCCUGGCCCUGGGGGACGACAGCUUGGACUUCGAGUCAGAGCCCAGCAUGGACCUGGCCGAGUACUCGGCCGGCGGCCUGCGCUCCGCCUACCCGCCGUCCCCGCCGCUCAGCGCCACUGACGCCUUCUCCGGCGCCCUGCGCUCCCUGAGCCUCCGGGCCACGGGGCGGCGGGGCGGGGACCACGUGGCGCUGCAGCCCCUGCGCUCGGAGGGUGGGCCCCCCACCCCGCACCGCAGCAUCUUCGCCCCCCACGCGCUGCCCAACCGCAACGGCAGCCUGUCCUACGACAGCCUGCUGAGCCCCGGCUCGCCCGGCGGCCGCGCCUGCCCGGCCCACCCCGCGGCCGGCUACCGCUCGGCCUACCUGCACCCGGGGCCGCCGGGCGACCCGCCGCGGCCCCCGCCCCGCAGCUUCAGCCCCGUGCUGGGCCCGCGGCCGCGCGAGCCCUCGCCCGUGCGCUACGACAACCUGUCCCGGACCAUCAUGGCCUCCAUCCAGGAGCGCAAGGACCGGGAGGAGCGCGAGCGGCUGCUGCGCUCGCAGGCCGACUCGCUGUUCGGCGACUCGGGCGUCUACGAGGCGCCCAGCUCGUACAGCCUGCAGCAGGCCAGCCUGCUGGCCGAGGGGCCGCGGGGCCCCGCGCUGCGCUUCGGCUCCCGAGACGACCUGGUGGCGGGGGCCGGCUUUGGGGGCGCCCGCAACCCCGCGCUGCAGACGUCGCUGUCCUCGCUGUCCAGCGCCGUGAGCCGGGCGCCGCGGACCUCCUCCUCCUCCCUGCAGGCGGACCUGGCCAACAACAACGCCCCGGGGCCCCGGCCCGGCAGCGGCUCCCGCAGGUCGCCGGCGCGCCAGGGACCACCCUCCCCGCCCAGCGCCCCCCGCUCGCCCUCCUAUGCAGGCCCCAAGGCCGUCGCCUUCAUCCACGCGGACCUCCAGGAGCCGCCACCCGCCCUGGCCAUGCAGAGGGACCACCCUCAGCUGAAGACCCCCCCAAGUAAGCUUAACGGGCAGUCCCCAGGCCUGGCCCGCCUGGGUCCCGCUGCUGGUCCCUCGGGGCCCCCCGCCAGCCCUGCCCGGCACACGCUCGUUAAGAAGGUGUCUGGCGUGGGCGGGACCACGUACGAGAUCUCGGUGUGAGGACUGACCGCCACGCGUCCAAUGUGGCACCACGAUUGGACCCCCCUGCGGCAAGGCCCUCCCUCCAGACUUCACUGCCCAGGCCUGGUGCGGAUCCGUCGGCAGGAGAGCGCCACCCGCCCCUCAGCCAGUCCUUCCCACUCCGCACCUCUGUCCACCCAGCGGUUCCCCUGGGUGUGGCCAGGCCAAGGGCUUCGGGAUCUGGCAGUGCCCCGUGCCCUAGCUGGGGCAGCUGGAUAUGUGCUGCAUCUGCAUGGACUGCCCCUGUGUCCCCAAGGUGGUCACCAGCCUGUCCCCACCCACUGCCCUUCCAGAGGCCUCUGCGGCCCAGACACAGCUGCGGGCCUGCCUCCUGGCUGCUCCUAACCCAUUGCCUUUCAGGGACCCGCUGGAAGCCCGGAGCUUGGCCAGGCCGAGUCUUCUGCGGGGAGCCCAGCCCGGCGGGAAGGACAGCCAGCCAGCUGGGGGUGGGGUCCCAGCUCUGUGUGUUCUGUCUUCCCAGCUGGUGGGGGGCGCAUCCCCCUGUCUCUGUGCUGAGCUGCCCUGCCAGUGUCCCCUGUGUUCAUGCUCGGGCCCCGCCGCUCCUGCCGCCAGGAAACUCGCUUUCAUUGAAGCCUUAACCUCUGCUUUAUGCUCUCGCGGGGGCAGGCGGGGGCUGGCACGGGACAGAUGCCGCCCCGGGGGCCUUGUGCAACCAGAGGACCCCUCCUUGCCAAACUGGAGAUGCUUCGGCCACAGGCCACCGUCAGGGCCUGACGGGACCCCCUGGGGGCGGAGGGGGCUCCACGUUCCUCCUGGCGCCGGGGGCCUGAGAGUAAGCACACGGCAGCGUCCGCUUGCGUUGUGUCUGUUUUAUGUUUUUAUAUCGACAUCUAUAUAUCUAUAAUUUUAUUAAAAAAAGAAAAAGA